This is a messenger RNA of Capsicum annuum, 1133 nucleotides long. Its product is annotated as curved DNA-binding protein-like. The coding region runs from base 308 to 1066 and encodes 252 amino acids. Lineage: Eukaryota; Viridiplantae; Streptophyta; Magnoliopsida; Solanales; Solanaceae. The record is from RefSeq and is a predicted model, not a curated record. The transcript is spliced from 4 exons.
UAACUAUUCUUUUCUUCGUCCCUCCCAACUGAACCACUUCUAAAAAACAAAUAAUGUAGUCCAUCUCUCCCCGCAAAUAGUGCGCUUCUGUUUCUUAACCGCUCCACCCAUUCUUAAAUUCAAUUUAAGUAGAUCUCAAGAGUCUCGUCUAUACAUAUUCCAUAUAGCUGUAAUCAUAAUGAAUCAUCAUUGCAUUGGUAUACCUACAUAUUCAAGUAUGUAUCAUUGCAUUUGAAUUUGGUACGCAUACAUACGUAUUCAAGUACAGCUAAUCAUAAUUCAGUAUCAUUGCUCAAUCCCAUUGGACAUGGGAAGAAAUUCUGGAAACAAAUCUGCAGAGCACUCAAAAUGGCAUUUGGCAUCAGAAAUUUGUGAUCUCUCAAUUUCUCAUCUGUAUCCCGCAGAUUCGCCAUUCAUCGACUGGUAUCUUCUUCUUGAUGUUGAUGAGAGUGCUGACGCAGAUGUGAUUAAGCAGCGAUACCGUAAACUAGCUUUGCAGCUUCAUCCAGAUAAGAAUAAACACCCCAACGCAGAAAUUGCAUUCAAGUUGGUUUCCCAGGCAUACGUUUGCCUGACGGAUGAAGCAAGCAGAGAGGCAUUUGAAAGAGACAGAAGAAACCACAUAUGCCCAAAGUGCUACAUAGAAUCUAGUGCAAUAACACCUAGACAUGGAAAUGCUGCAAAGGUGGCCAAAACAUUUCCUCCAAUGGACAAGGCACGGCCAGUUUCCAGAAGCAUUUCACAACGUGUUAAAGAACUUAAAGCCAGAUUUAUUGAAGAAGUUGCAGUUAUAAACACCUGCUUGAAUGCCAAGUCUAAUUACUCAAUGAACCAACCUCAGACUUUCAUAAGACAAAAUGAGAUACCAAUCUUCAACCCAGUGAAUUAUGAGUUACAAGGCUAUCCUCAUCCUAGCAAUUAUAGGAAGUUGUUUCAUAGAUUUCAGGAAAGAAGAAUCGAGAAAGAUCAUGUUUUUAGCUACCCAGUGUUUCAGCCCAGAUCAGAAAAGGAAGCCUAUGUACAUAGAUUUAGUAGAACCAGCUCGAAGCAUAUGUCCUACAACUAAAAGCUGUUAUGCUUCUUUUCUAUGAUGCAGUUUUCAUCUCCUGUAGGUUGUCUAAUAAUCCAUUCUU